CUCCUUACUCAUCUAUAGGGAAGGAAAAUUUAGCAGAAACACCACCCCUCACCCCUCUCCAAAAGAGAGAAAAAAAAGGAAGAGGGGACACAAAAAGGAAAAAAAUAACAGGAGGAGGAAAGGGAAGAGAUAACAGGAAAGAGAGAGGUUCGUAAUGAAAAUCAUCAGGCCAUACUCACGCGGUGGCGGAGAAGGCCGAAGAGAAGGAAGAGGCGCCGGCGGCGGUGGAGGCCGAGGGAUUGAUGGUCUUCCUCCAGCCGCCCGAUGCGACCCAUCUCCUCGGCUUUGUCACCUUGUUCCUCGCCUCCGCCCUCCUCCUCCUUGGCCUCCUCUCCCUCGCCUUCGUCCUCCGCUUCCGGUUCAAGGCCCAGCGCAGCCGCUUCCUCGCCCUCCGCGACUUCAACUCCCUCUGGCCAGUCAGGAUCAUCCUCGUGGGCUCCUCCUUCCUGUGGGCCCUCUCUGAGCUGUUCCGCCUCCCGCUCCUCCGCCAGCGCGGCUGGCUCUUCUACCGGCUCGGCUCAUCGCAGCAGGCCGGCCUCUGCAGGCUCCACGUCGCCGCGUCGCUCGGCCUCGCCGAGCCCUGCUUCUUCCUGGCCGCCGUAUCGCUGCUCAGGGGAUCGAUGCAGGCCGGGAAGGGGAGCGGGCGGUGGGCGGCAUUCCUGACGAUGGCCUCGUGCCUUCCGGCCCUCGCGCUGCACUCCUUCGUGGCCUUUGGCCUCCCGCAGUUGAGAAGGCCGAGAUACCUCGACCACUUUUUCGUGGAGUCGUUCGGCCGGCCGAGGCACGGCGGGGGAACCACAGGCGUCUGGUGCUCCUUCCCGCUCCUGAGCACCAUCAUAACCGCCGCCUCCGGCAUUGCCUUCGUCCCCUACUUUCUGUCGCUCAGCUGGAGGAUGAUGGACAUGGUCAUCAACAGAAGGCUGGGGGUUCGGGUGUACGGUCUCUCGCUGACGGUCCUCAUCUCUCCGGCGGUCCACGUCUGCGCCAUGGGCGUCUCCGUGUUCUGGAAGGGGCAGGACGUCGAGUUCCAGAUCCUUGCCUUCCUGAGCUUCCUCAGCGUCUGCGUCUGCUCCGCCGUCGCCCAGAUCAUCCUCGUCAUCAUGCCCAUCGCCGACUCCCUGGCCGUCGAUUCCCUCAUCCCUGCGGACGAUGGGACGGAGAAGAAGCCGCCUCACGCCUGUGUGCUCCACAUGGGCAGCCUCUCCCCGGAGGACGAGGACGAGGACGACGGGGAGGAGCUCUUGCUGGGACCCACUCAGGGAUGAUCUCGCGGGGCCCGCCCACCCCAAGUGGGAGAAAGACCGAACACCAGAGCCGUCGUGGACCGAUCACGAGUUUGGAUCCGGUUUGAGGGUUUGGGUUGGGGGGGGGGGGCGGGAUCCCCAAGCAAGUACCAAUUUUUUGCUUGAUUUUGGCGAGCUCCAGUCCUGUAUAAUAAUAUUCUUUGGUGCGUAUGAAGAAACGGUGUAUCUCUGUUCCUAAUUCCCUGGGUCUGCAAACCUAUCUGGGUUUGGAUUUGGGUCCAAAGAAAAAACUUUGGUUGCGGUUCUCCAUCUCUUCCAACCGUCCCAACUGUUGCCUUCCGACGUCGCCAACAUCGGCAUCAGCUUGGACGGACAAUCACCUUUCUUAUAUUUGCAAUCUGAUGAAUGGACCCCAGAGGCAGGAGGAAUGGGGGAGCCUUCGGGCCUUUUUCGAGCGGUGGAAUUAAUACCCCUUGUUCACCCAAAAAUCUGUCUUUUCAACUAGCACAGCCAGUGUUCAGCUCAAAAUCAAAAUGCCAAUUGCCAGAUAACUUUCAGUAGCACCUAUCAUAGUGUUCGCCAUUUGUACAGGCAUCAGGUUGUUCUCAACUGACGGGCAAUGGACUUACAUUAUAUCCUGCAUUUUAUUGCCAACACCAUACGUGGAUCAAAGCUAAUAGUAAAUCAUGUCCAAGCUAUUGGCACUUCUUUAUGGUGACACGCUAUGUACGUAAAACGCAUCCGCACC
Messenger RNA from Nymphaea colorata (pocket water lily), 1992 nucleotides. RefSeq lists its product as uncharacterized. Bases 243 to 1265 code for a protein of 340 amino acids. The record is from RefSeq and is a predicted model, not a curated record. NCBI's taxonomy places the organism in Eukaryota, Viridiplantae, Streptophyta, Magnoliopsida, Nymphaeales, Nymphaeaceae. The transcript has 2 exons.